This is a messenger RNA of Leptonychotes weddellii (Weddell seal), 1612 nucleotides long. NCBI's taxonomy places the organism in Eukaryota, Metazoa, Chordata, Mammalia, Carnivora, Phocidae. The record is from RefSeq and is a predicted model, not a curated record.
AUGGUAACUUUUAUGGAUCUAAAGAAGUACCACUUCUACUACUGGUUUUGCUUCCCUGCUCUCUGCCUUCCAGAUAGUAUACCCCUCAUUCAGGGGCCAGUGGGCUUGGAUCAAAGGUUUUCACCAAAACAGAUUCAAGCCCUUGGGUGUGCAUAUGAUGCUCUUUGUCAAACAGAAGGAGUCCCAGCACUACCUUACUUCUUAAUCAAGUAUGAUGAGAACAUGGUGCUGGUUUCCCUGCUUAAACACUACAGUGAUUUCUUCCAAGACCAAAGGACAAAGAUAACAAUUGGUGUAUAUGAUCCCUGUAACUUAGCCCAGCAUCCUGGAUGGCCUUUGAGGAAUCUUUUGGUCCUAGCAGCCCACCGAUGGAGUAGCAGUUUCCAGUCUGUUGAAGUCCUCUGCUUCCGGGACCGCACCAUGCAGGGGGUGAGAGACAUUGCCCACAGCAUCAUCUUCGAAGUGAAGCUUCCAGAAAUGGCAUUUAGCCCAGAUUGUCCCAAAGCAGUUGGAUGGGAAAAAAACCAGAAAGGCGGCAUGGGACCGAGGAUGGUGAACCUCAGUGAAUGUAUGGACCCUAAAAGGUUAGCUGAGUCAUCAGUGGAUUUAAAUCUCAAAUUGAUGUGUUGGAGAUUGGUCCCCACUUUGGACUUAGACAAGGUUGUGUCUGUGAAGUGUCUGCUGCUUGGAGCUGGCACCUUGGGUUGUAAUGUAGCUAGGACAUUGAUGGGUUGGGGCGUCAGACACAUCACAUUUGUGGACAAUGCCAAUAUCUCCUACUCCAAUCCUGUGAGGCAGCCUCUCUAUGAAUUUGAAGAUUGCCUCGCAGGUGGUAAGCCCAAGGCCCUGGCUGCAGCAGACCGGCUUCAGAAAAUAUUCCCCGGAGUGGGCACGGGGAUGGCACUUGAUAGUGCUCUCCUCCCUCCCUUCCUGUUUUCCACAUUACUCCAGGACAUGCCUUCCCGCACAGCUUGCAAGGAGAGGAGGGAGCAGCUGUUUAUGCGAAAGGGAAAAAGGAGAGGGAUCCGGGGAUUUCUGUCACGGUUUGAUAAUGUCCUUCCUGUCAGUCUGGCGUUUGACAAAUGUACAGCUUGUUCUUCCAAAGUUCUUGAUCAGUAUGAACGAGAAGGAUUUAACUUCCUAGCGAAGGUGUUUAAUUCUUCACAUUCCUUCUUAGAAGACUUGACUGGUCUCACUUUGCUGCAUCAAGAGACCCAAGCUGCUGAGAAAUCAGUGGGUAGGACUACCAUCCAGAGCAUUCAAAAUGCUGGAAAGAAAGCACAUGAUGUGGUGUGGUAAGAUCUGGAAUUGACUCCUGGCUAUACUCUGUGUGACUUCAGCAAAGUCACCUAACCUCUUUGAGAAUAAGAUAGGGGCAAUAAUAAUCACAGGGUGAUAAUAGAUAUCAGGCAAAAUAAUGUAUAUGGGAAUGCCUGUUAACUAGAAAAUUCCUGUUACAAUUCUUGGUUUUAAUUAGUUUCUUUUUUUUUUUCUUCUUUAUGUAUUGACUUUGUACAAGUGUACCUUCUAUCCCUGGUAUGUUACUAUUAUUAUUGACUCUAGGAAGGGUUGUGUAUUAGUUAAGGUAUAGGAUGAAGUGCUAUAACAGGGA